UGGGAUGCGGAACAGUGUCCAAGGGCAAUGGAGGAUCUCUCGAAGCUCAUUGAUAAUCAUGUUCUUAUUAGUUCGUCCUACUCUCCCAUCAUGCAAGACUAGAAGGUAGUAGAGGUACAAACAUGCAAGCUCACCUCAGAUUUGAGAAUGUGGCUAAAGGCAACGGAUUUCAAACAUAGAGUGGCGGGCUGGUGCAAUGGAUUUGUAAUCACGGGCAAACCAUCAUCCCAACUCGCAAAGAAGUUAAAAAUGCUAAAAGGGGCAUGCAUGUGUGGAAUAGGGAAGUUCUUGGGAGAGUAAGUGUGAAGAGAGCUUAUGAAUGAGUUGGGGGGAAGUUGAGAGGGGCGAAAUGAUGACGGGAAAAGAGAGGAAGAAGGAGGUGAAGAGAGGCCGGCUAUAGCUCAAGAGAGUAGUAGGAGAUAAAAAUCGAGGGCUUUAUGGUUGGAGGAGGGGGUUUUAAAUACAAAAUUCUUUCAUAUGGUAGCAGUAGCGAAUAAGAGGAGAAAUUUUGCCUAUGGAAGUGGAUAAGGGGGUAUAUUAGGGAGAUGAGGUAAGGGGCAAUAGUAGAAUUUAUAAACACUUGUACAAAGAGGAGGUGAAUUGGAGACCAAAGUUGCGAGGGCUAGUGUUCAAUCAAAUUGGUGAGGAUAAGGGAGUGGUCCCGGUCCAGGGGUUCACCCUGGCGUUCUUCCAACAAUGUUCGGAUACAGUCUAAGGAAUGAUUAUGCAAUGCUUGAAAGCGUAUCACCCUGCAUGUGUGGGGAUAGCUGACUCGUUUCUGACAAGUGAUAAACGUUGGAUAUGUGGAUGGCAUAAAUGCUUAGUUUGCCUGAGAAGUCCAAAUUAUCACUGUUAUUGUUGUGAUAGAGCUGUAUGCUCUCGGUGCAUUGGUCGAGUCGAGUUUGUCCUUCUUAAAGGGAAGUAUGGAUUCUGCAAUAACUGUUUAAAGCUCGCAUUGCUCGUGGAAGAAGACGUGAAUGUUGAUUCUGAUGGGGAACGUGUAGACCUCAGAGAUCGGGAAACAUACGAGGGCCUUUUCAGGGAGUAUUACGAGAUAGUAAAGGAAAAAGAAGGCUUUGACAAAAACAGUGUUCUUGCUGCUAAGGCUCAAUUAGACAAGGAAAAUAGUGGCCGAAUUAACUCUGAUUCUGAUGUACAACUCGCUUCGGAUGAAGAGGAUGAAUUUAGUGAAGAGGAUGAGCAACUCGCUUCGGAUGAUGGAGAUUUAAAUGACGGAGAACCUUUCAAGAAAGGACUUAAAAAGAAGAGAUGUACACAGCAAAAAACAAAGAUGCAAAGAAGAGUAAAGUCAAAGAAAAAUGAAUUUGUCGGAUGGGGAUCAAAAGCUCUAAUUGACUUUCUUCAGUUUGUUGGCCAAGAUACUAGAGAAAAAUUAACUCAAUAUGAUGUGACCUCGAUCAUAAGUAAAUAUGUAAAAGAACAUAACCUUAUCCAUCCAGUUAAAAAGAAAAGGAUCGUUUGUGACGUUUGGUUACAAGCUGUUUUUGGGAAGAAAGAGGUCAACAGACACAGAAUAUAUAGCCUCCUUGACAGUCACUUUGUUGAAAAUGAGGAGCGAUCGAAAAAGGAUGAGCUUGAAUAUGAUCUUGAAGACAAUGACACAGAAAAGUUGGUGGCUGAGAAAAAGGCUGAACAAAACAAGAUGUCCUCAGUUAAGUAUUCCACAGCAGCUCAAAGUCCAGCUGAACAAAACAAGAUGUUGUCAGUUAAGUAUUCAACCGCAGCUAAGAGUCCGUUUGCAGCCUUGAUUCCUGAAAAUAUCAAACUUGUUUACCUGAGGAGGAGCUUGGUGCUGGAGAUUAUCAAACAGCCUCAGCCAAUAGAAACAAAGAUUAUAGGAAGUUUUGUCCGGAUCAAGUUAGAUCCACGUGAUUACAGGCGGAGUAACUCUCAUCAGCUUGUGCAAAUUGCAGGGAUCAAGCGCGGAUCAAGCGAUGAGUGCAACAGCGAGAUUUCUCUUCAAGUUUCAAAUAUGUCCACAGAUGUUUGCUUGACCAUGCUUUCUGAUGAUGAGUUUUCUAAGGAAGAAUGUGAUGAUCUGAGAGAGAAGGUGAAAAAAGGCCUGCUUAAAAAGCCUACAAUUGUGGAGCUUGAACAGAAGGCUAAAAUCCUUCAUGAAGACAUCACAAAGCAUAGGAUUGCUCGAGAGCUGGAUUUGUUGAAGAAACUCAUUGACCGGGCAAAUGAGAAAGGAUGGAGAAAUGAACUUUUCCGGUAUUUUGAGAGAAAAAAACUCCUACAGCAACCUUCAUACCUGCCAUUUGUGCUACAGAACAUUCCCGGAGUGAUUCCUGAGGAAUUAGAGGUUGAAGCUUUGUCUAAGGACGAGAGCGAUGGUAAUCAGAUGAAGCAAUGCUCAGAUAAGACAACCCCUCCAAAGCAGAAUAUUCCGGGAGUGAUUCCUGAGGAAGUAGAGCUUGAAGCUCUGGCUAAGGACGAGAGCGAUGGUAAUCAGAUGCAGCAAUGCUCAGAUAAGACAACCCCUCCAAAGCAGAAUAUUCCGGGAGUGAUUCCUGAGGAAGUAGAGCUUGAAGCUCCGCAUAAGGACGAGAAGGAUGGCAGUCAGAUGCAGCAAUGCUCGGAUGAGACGACCAAAGUUGUCAUAUGCAAAGAGGAAGAUGGUGCAGCUCGUCAACCCUCUCCUUCAAAACUUCAGUAGCUCGUCAAAGAUGCAUCUAUCAGUUGCAGAUAUUACCUUGGUAUAUUAGUUGCUAGAAAGGUAAGUCAGUUCUAGCUUUGUUUUCUAUAUUAUAGCCAGUUAAACUUUUUCCAGACUGCUCUAGCUAUAAGAAAAGCCGGAUGAACUUGUUGUAAACUUUUUGUGCUUGAACUUUUGGGUCUUCCCUGUUGUGCACACUGAAAAGCGGGGGAAAAUUUUCAAGUAGCCAUAUUAAUGUGGAAAAUCAUCCAAGUGGUGAUAUGAAUGAACUCUAGAUUUGGCGUCCUAUCUCAGAAAAAAAGCAAACCAGUGUUGUGCAUAUUCUGCAGAUGGAAAACUGGAAAUAGUGUAUUAGAAUAGCCUCAUCAGUUACUGUGAAUGAUCUGAACAUGUCAAAACAUUCCCUCCAACAAUCUUUCAUCUCCAGCCAUUGAGAUCUUGCUCACUGUUUAUUAUUUCUGGAGUGAUGUCAAAAGUAUGUAUACUAAACAACUGCGGCCAAUUUAGUAAUGAAAAGGUAUGGACAGUUUGAUUAAAAUUCAA
Messenger RNA from Nicotiana attenuata, 3223 nucleotides. RefSeq lists its product as uncharacterized. Bases 719 to 2680 code for a protein of 653 amino acids. The record is from RefSeq and is a predicted model, not a curated record. Gene Ontology annotation, molecular function: DNA binding. The transcript has 9 exons. Lineage: Eukaryota; Viridiplantae; Streptophyta; Magnoliopsida; Solanales; Solanaceae.